GUUUGUGGUAAAUAGAGGGAGGGGCUGGUCAUACAAUUUUGAAGGAGUCGUUAAUACAUUCUGAUUGUAGAUGGAUAGAAGCGACUUAAGAAUACCUCUUUUCUUUGGUUUGGUCUGUAAGGAUUGUUUUGAAGCCGACUACAAGAACAUCAAACUCCUGACUACAAAGUGCUCACAGUCUCAAAAAUGCACCAUUGUAUUACUCAUACAUGUAGCAGUCAAUGAUGAGGGGAUGCUGGAACGAAUCAGACCACUACCUAAGAGAUUAUCCCCAGGGAAGAGGUUUUCCAUGUGUAUGAAUGCACGUGGGUCAUGUAAUCGAGGGGGCAGUUGUACUUAUGCUCACAGCAGGUUGGAGCAGAAGGUUUGGAAUACUCAGUUACGUCGGCCUGAGGUUGACUGGAAGAGAGGUAUGUAUACAAGGUGCUUGCCUUUCUAUGGUUGGGUCUGUGAGGAUUGCUUUUAUGCCGAUCCCUGCAACACUGAUCUCCUGAUCACAAAGUGCUCGCCGUCCCACAAAUCCACCACAGUAGUGCUGAUAUACGUGGCAAUCAAUUAUGAGGGAAGGUUGAUGAGUCUGGAGGAGAUCAGACCAUUUUCAAGGAGUGGGCAAUGUAAAGGGAACAAGUUUCUCGUAUGUAAGAAUGGAGCUGGGGGUUGUGAUGCAUUUGAUUGUACACUUGCUCACAGCAAGACAGAGCAGGAGGCUUGGAACUUUCAGUUAAUGAAGCAAGGGGGGAGAAGUGCCUUCAAAUUCGGUUUUAAAAAAGUUUCUGCGCAAAAUGAAAUCCCUCCCUUUAGACCCAUCUCCCCCUCCACAUUGACACCCACUACUGCUGUUUCAUAUGCACAAGUGACGCGAACAAAGACAAGGCGACCAAAAAGACACGUACAGGCUUGCCCUUUCAGACACCAAGCCGUUCUCCAGAAGUGGUUCCCACCAUUUCUAUGGGGAAGUGAUCCAAAUGCCGAUACACUAACAACUCAUGAUUUAAUGGCUCUCUACUUGGAUAUGUUUCCAAAAAAUGAGAAGAAAGUCUAAAGAAACAUUACAUUCCCACGUUGUACUAAACAGAUAGCUCCUGCUGAUGCUUAUAAGUAGUACCAUUUGGUUCCUGUACUGUAGAAAGAAGCUAGCUAUGAUAUAUUAUUCUUGGUGCAUUCUCUCCUAGAUCAUCCUGCCUUCACUUAUUUCUCUUUUGUGAUACGAUUUAUGAUUAAUUCUUAUGUUAAUAUGAAAAGACAGAUGCCCAUAUUAUUACGAAGAACUCAAUGAGA
Messenger RNA from Halichondria panicea, 1278 nucleotides. RefSeq lists its product as uncharacterized. The transcript is spliced from 3 exons. Gene Ontology annotation, molecular function: metal ion binding. Bases 71 to 1042 code for a protein of 323 amino acids. Lineage: Eukaryota; Metazoa; Porifera; Demospongiae; Suberitida; Halichondriidae. The record is from RefSeq and is a predicted model, not a curated record.